AUGAACACCGGCGAGCCAACAAAUGUGGAUACCGAAGAUGAUCUCGAGGACUGGUUGGAAAGCGAGCUGCUACCAGCUGGCGCGAUAACCGUUCCCGAGGAUCUGCAUCUCCCGUCUAAAAUACGAUGGAUAGUUAGCGACGGCGCAAAUGUGGUUGAAAACCAGGUUCUAGCAACAUUUUCUUUUGUCGAGAAUGCCAGUGGCAUUGGAAAGGAGCAUGUUAAGUCGACAAACAGCGACGACGGCGUCGAGGUGGCUUCAAUAGUUUCUGGACGUGAAGAUACUGAUACAUCGCGGUCGUUGCCAUCAGAAUCUGGUGACGCCUGCGUCUCCACAAAAGCAUACGAGUUGGAUGGACCAUCGCACCGGAGCUCCUUGUCCAACACGCAGGCCGACACUACAGAUUCCAAGGCUGUAAUAUCUGCACUCACCAACGGAUCACGCGGGGUAUCUAUUGAACUUGUCGGGAGGGCAACAGAGGGAUCAUUCGUGUUAAGGUCCGUCAGGCAUGGCACACUCAGACACAGGGUCCCGACUGACACAGUCAUCGAAGACUACUCAGCUGUGCUGGGGACUAUCGAGAGCGUGCAAUGUGAACAUAGCGUCGUUAUACACGGCCUCUGUGUCACCUGCUGUCAGGUGGUGGAUGACGCAAGCACAAAACGGCGCCAAGACGUGGCACCAGGGAAUUCAAAAAGGCAGUCUCCGGGUGAUAAACCGUCUGAUGCGCCCGAGAUGGUGGUGCCAGGUUUCAUCACCAAUAAUAACGCGGUACUCGUGGACGCCAAAAUGUCCAACGAGAUGGAACUCAUGGAGCUUCUCAGGUUGCUUCGGAAAAAGAAGUUAUGCCUGGUGUUGGAUCUUGACAACACAUUGAUCCAUUCGUCGUGCGCGAAGCCGCCUGACGACAUCGAUAUCCCCUUCAUAGACAUGUAUAGCCGAUCGCAAGGUUACAAGUUGCACUUCGACAGCGAGGAAGAUAAUAGGCGAUACGAAGCUGAACUUGAAAGUUCGAUUCUGAUCACUCGCACGCUUAAUGAACAGGAUGGCCGUUUCUUCGUCAACUACUACAAGCUUAGACCUGGAGUAUACGAAUUCCUGCGCAAUGCGUCGGAAAGAUACGAGCUGUACCUCUUUACUAUGGGUACACGGACACACGCACAAGCGGCUCUAAGGAUUUUGGAUCCCAAAGGCCUAUUGUUUGGCUCCCGCGUGUUCAGCAGAUCCGAAACUAACAACAGCUACAAGUCGCUCUGCCGUAUCUUCCCCAAUUAUCGUAAUUUGCUACUGAUACUGGAUGAUUCGGAGCAUAUUUGGAUGAACCCCCCCGGGUUGAUUAAGGUUUACCCAUACUACUAUUUCACAGACAUGUCGUUGAUAAGGAACAGAGAUUCUCGAAACCUAGGUCGUGUAUCGGCGGCUCUGCAGGCGCAUUGCAACUAUUCCAACUACGUGUGGCAUUCCCUUAUUAUGGAAAUAUGGAAUGAAUCCGAAUCGCGGGAGCGAGUCACUCGGGAUGACGACGGCUUCACGAUCCCCAUGAACCUUAAGAUGCCAAAGAAACGCAGCCCAAGUUUCCGGUACAACAACCUGCUUAUAGCUAAUUGCAGGCCAUCUAACAUAUAUCGCGACACUGCGGGCGCUGAUAGCGCAUCCGUAACCCAAAGGUUAUCAGAUUCCGCGGCUGCUAGGGCAGAACCCGCUGUGUUGCAAGAGGUUCGACCUGCAGAACCCAGACCGUCUGAUGACAAACGGGUUUUGUCGGAGGUGACGAACACGGGUAUAAACACAGAGGCGGAUACCAGGGCGCAUUCGGCUGAUUGUAAUAAGGAUACAAAGGGCACGAUACCGCAGGCUGAACGUGUUGCUGUUACUCAGAAAGACAUGGAACCAACAGCUGAUGCUUGCAAGCGCUCCGAGUCUGGCGAUUCGUCAAAGACAUUGCCACCAAACCAAGUUGCCUCACCCGUGGAUGCGCCCACCGAUUUUGCGGAGGCCGCACCGCCCACAGCACCAUCUACGCAACAGAACAGCUGUAUGCGGAAGCUGCGCAAAAUCUGGGUGAGGGAUUACGACAGCCAACUACCAUGCGUCACGCGGCUACUGAUCGAGAUGCAUCGCCGGUUCUUUGAGCUUGUUAAUGUGGCUGGGCUUACUCUAGAGCGUCUAAAGCAGCUCAUAGGCGGCAACGCACUCCCAGACGUGGGCGUGCUGCUGAAUGAGCGGCGUAAAUCCGUUUUACGGGGCGUUGUGCUCGGGGUCAACCGCAACGACUUCCGUUGCCCGCGCACUGGCGAAGACGUUGACUUCUUCAACAAGUCCGACCUGGGUUACUUGGCAGUUCGUUUCGGCGCAGCACCACCGUCCGUGGAGUGCUCGAUGACGCACUACCUGAACAACAACACGUCGGCAGUGGCACCCAAAGCAGGUGUCAAGAGAGUGCACAGCCAGUGGCUGGAGGCAUGCAUCCACACGUGGAGCCGCGUCGACGAGUCGUUAUUCGACCCCGAGACGUGGAAGGAACCGCAUCGCACCUUUUGGGAUGUUAUGAAUGCUAAAAAAUAA
Babesia bigemina is the source of this 2565-nucleotide messenger RNA. Its product is annotated as protein phosphatase family protein, putative. The transcript is spliced from 2 exons. NCBI's taxonomy places the organism in Eukaryota, Apicomplexa, Aconoidasida, Piroplasmida, Babesiidae. The record is from RefSeq and is a predicted model, not a curated record. Gene Ontology annotation, molecular function: RNA polymerase II CTD heptapeptide repeat phosphatase activity. Bases 1 to 2565 code for a protein of 854 amino acids.